This is a messenger RNA of Haliotis rufescens (red abalone), 2138 nucleotides long. RefSeq lists its product as uncharacterized. Bases 48 to 1862 code for a protein of 604 amino acids. NCBI's taxonomy places the organism in Eukaryota, Metazoa, Mollusca, Gastropoda, Lepetellida, Haliotidae. The record is from RefSeq and is a predicted model, not a curated record. The transcript is spliced from 7 exons.
UGGGAGGAUCAGAAAGAGUGUUUUCCUUCCUUUUAACGGAUAUCGGUAUGUCUGAUGGAGGUACCUACAGCGUGUUCACCGGCUCACCAAACACUGCCGGUAGAGAGGUUCAGAGUUGUCCACUUGUUGUCACGCAUGUCGUGGACCCGUAUAUAGUGGCAACAGAUACUGUUCAAUACAGAAGGAGUCUUACCUGCUACUCCUUCACAGUCAUGAGCGGCGAGGGUUCCCUGACCACGUCCCAUAGUUGGCGGAAGAACAAUUUGCCGUUGGAGAGUGGAAGGAAGUAUGACAUCACGUCAUAUGAUGGUAGAUCGUACAACUGGGAAUACUAUCAUGUCAGUACACUUGCUGUCCGCGACGUGAGGGAGAGCGAGAUGGGAGACAGAUACUUGUGUCAAGCUACAGUCGACAAGUUGAUGGUGACUGUACUGAGUGAGGAGAAAACCUUCCGGACGACCCCGGCCCUGACUGAUUUUCCAAGCACCACAGUGAUGAAGGAAACGGAUAACGUCAAUGUAACUUGGAACAUUCCCAGACACGACUACGAUUUCUAUGUCUGCCAUCACUCCGGGGAUCUUAUAUUGCACGUGAACGAGACUAUGAUUUAUAUUAUGGACAAAUAUUGGUCGCGAAUCAAGAUAUCAGACGUAUCGACUACAUCGCAUUCUCUCAUUGUGCAGUUUACUCUUUACAACGUUACAUCAUCUGAUGCCGGCAAGCUUGACUGCAGGGUAUACCACAAAGAGUGGCACAUUCUUCCAGACUGGCACCACAUGCUGAUUCUCGCACGUAAGCCAGAGGACCCGCAUAUAUACAGCAGUGGAUCUGUGAUCGCAGGGAAACCGCUGAUGUUGAUGUGUUCAACGCUAUCAAAGAGUCUGCCAGUGGAUCAUGGUCAAAGAAUGUCUUACACUUGGAGGAGAAACAGCCUCCUGCUCGAAAGUACAAACAAAUACCAUUAUACAGGUUCUACUCUCAUCAUCGGCGCUUUCCAGGACGAAUGGCACUACAGAGGCAGGUACUCGUGCCAGGCCAACGAUUUGGAUGAGGUUUCAAACUGGAGCGCUGAAUACGCCGUGGAAGAAACUUAUACAGGAGCAACGGUGAUAUUUGUGAUAUUAGGCUCCUGUGUUGCCGUGCUGGUGCUUGUCACAGUCACUGUUGCCACCUUUUGCCAUGCUUACAACGUACUAAAAGACUCCUUUCACUCAACAUCUGUUGAUAAUUACAUAACACCUGUGGCAGACACGGGGAUUUCUGUCGACGAUGUUGAAGUCAAUACCUAUGAAAUGAUCGAUGUAGGAAGUCGUGUUGAUCAAAUCACUCCCAUCCCAAAUCAGUCUGAUGUGGGCAGCUCUGACCAAAAGGAACCGUCAUCUGAUGACGGCGGACAAGGCGAUUCCCUUGAUAGAGUUAUUGAUGAUCCAUCGAUGUCUCAAUCACAUGUCUACUACACCACGUCUGUGAAGGACAGGCGCCCCCAAACAGAUGCAGCGGGUUACUUACCGUGGAAUGAAGCUAAGGGGCUGCUUAUACGUGAGGAAAAUGGUGGACCAAACUACUCACACAUUUGUGACGUCAUGGACCUUAAUGAGGCGGAUUUCACUUCCGGGUCAAUCACAGUUAUUAGGGAUCCCCUCACUCCUCAAGCGCAUACAUAUUACAAUGCUUCAGAGAAUACAAAACGCCCUCAAACAGACGCAGCUGGUUACUUGCCGUGGAAUGAAGCCAAGGGUAUGCUUAUUUGUGAAGAAAAUAAUGCAACUGAACACCACAACAAUAUCGAUGAAGUUUUUUAUUCAGAUGGAAGUAAUGUGAAACAGACAAAUUUAAACUUUGAAAAUGAGUUUAAUGAGUAGUGCCUCACUGAUCAUAAUCAUUCCAAAGCUUAUAUAUGGAUGUGUUAUGUCAGUACACUAUAGGGUAAGCUUGGUUUGUCAUUACCAGAUGAGCAAAUCGUAUGCUCAGUAUGUCCUAUUGCUUGAUGAACAUCAGUUUGAGAUGGACAGCAAUCAUAAAUAUUUUUACUUACCCUAUUGUCUCACCAUUUAUGUCUGCAAUUUCAACAUUUUCUGUAAUGCAAGAAAAUAAUGUUUUCUGUUGUCUAGAAAUACACAUGUUUGAUCACAGAGAAA